Messenger RNA from Solanum stenotomum, 942 nucleotides. Its product is annotated as RING-H2 finger protein ATL78-like. Gene Ontology annotation, molecular function: transferase activity. Bases 159 to 815 code for a protein of 218 amino acids. The transcript is spliced from 2 exons. Lineage: Eukaryota; Viridiplantae; Streptophyta; Magnoliopsida; Solanales; Solanaceae. The record is from RefSeq and is a predicted model, not a curated record. Gene Ontology annotation, biological process: protein ubiquitination.
AAUCUAGUAAAUUAAAAUAUAAUAUCCUUCUAUUAUUAUAAGCCAAUAGCUAAGUCCACACUUUGUCCUAUAUAAGCCACUCCCUCCAAGGUGGAAUUUCAACUCAUUCAACAUUCAACAAUAUUCAACACAAACAAAAAAACUCAACAAAAAGCUCUAUGGCAACUACAACUUCCACUCUAUUAAUUCAAGAAUUCAUGGAGAACUUCCACUACUCAAGAAGAUUACUCCGGGAGGCGGCCACCAUGGCGCCACCUCCUAUGGCAGCCGGAAUUAGCCACGAUACAAUUGAUGAUCUACAAAUUGGAAAAAAUGUCAACACAUUUGAUGCAAAUGUUAUUAUGGUAUUAGCAGUACUUGUAAGUGCCAUAAUUUGUUCACUUGUGUUGAACUCCAUCAUAAAAUGUUUCUUUAGGUGUUCUACCCUAGUUUUAAUAGACUCAUACUCAAUCCAUACAAAUCCUUCAUCAACCAAUAAAGGGAUCAAGAAAAAAGCCCUCAAGACAUUUCCAAUUAUAACAUAUACUACUGAAUUGAAACAUCCAGGACUUGAUUCUGAAUGUGUCAUUUGCUUAUCAGAGUUCGUAGUUGGGGAGAAAGUUAAGGUUCUACCAAAGUGCAACCAUGGAUUCCACGUCAAGUGUAUCGAUAAAUGGCUCAAUUCACAUUCUUCUUGCCCUACUUGUAGACAUUGCCUCAUUGAAACUUGUCAAAAAAUUGUCAACGGUGACAAUUCUGUUACUACAAAUGCAACAGUUGAAGAAAUUGUAAUAAGGAUUGAACCUCUAGAACGUGAAGGUGUUUUAUCUAAUUAACAAUCAAAAUUAGAAAGAAAAAUAGGAUUAAUUAGUUAUUAAUUGUAUGUAUGAUGUAGAAAAAUUAGCUAUCUAGCAUUAUGAGGUCAAUGUCAUGUAGCUUUCCAAUGAUCCAUAAGUACUCUUG